This is a messenger RNA of Diaporthe citri, 771 nucleotides long. RefSeq lists its product as uncharacterized. The transcript has a single exon. The coding region runs from base 1 to 771 and encodes 256 amino acids. Gene Ontology annotation, molecular function: acyltransferase activity, transferring groups other than amino-acyl groups. The record is from RefSeq and is a predicted model, not a curated record. NCBI's taxonomy places the organism in Eukaryota, Fungi, Ascomycota, Sordariomycetes, Diaporthales, Diaporthaceae.
AUGACAUCCCCAAAUGCCACUUUAUUUUCGUUGCAGCCAGUCGUCGAAGAAGACAUUCCGGAGCUCACUGCAAUUUCCGGCCUGACCUUUGAGACAGACAGGCACACGCAGCUCAAAGCAGCCCAUCCGACCAAACCGUACGACCACGCGGGCGGGACACCGGACUCCAUCAGGCACUGGCUCAGCUUGCCGCAGAAGGUAGAAGUCACCAAGGCAGUCGACAACGCAACGGGCCAGAUCGUAGGCAGUGUCGGCUGGGUAUUCCGGGGCUUCGACAGGGACCCCAGCGCCGCGGGCGCGGCAGAGAACCCCCCAGAGCCCACCAAGCCUCCUGCCAACUCGGUCUCGUCGGACUACGCCAAGACCGGGUCCGCGGACCUCGACCCCCUGGAGCAGCUGCGCGAGAUCACUGACGACCACUUCGCCCAGUUCAUGAGGAGGAUCAUGCCGCCGGGGACACGGUGCAUGUUCAUCGCCGGCAUCCAGGUGCACCCCGAGCACCAGGGUAAAGGCAUCGGCCGCGCCCUGGUUCGGAAGGGCACUGAACGCGCGGAUGCCGAGGGCGUGAUAUGCUGGGUCCACUCGAGCGAGGCUGGGGCUGGUAUGUUCCCCAAGUGUGGGUUCGAGGUCGACGAGACGCUUGAGAUUGACCUGGACGAGUGGGCUGGAAAGAUGGAGCUGAAGCCGCCGCCGGGUGAGGAGAAAUGGGGGACAUACACGUUUAGGUACUUUGUGAGGCAACCCCAUGCUUCUGAAUACGUCAAAGGGUAA